Molecule: messenger RNA, 4890 nt
Organism: Clunio marinus
Lineage: Eukaryota; Metazoa; Arthropoda; Insecta; Diptera; Chironomidae
Source: the annotation of a GenBank genome assembly
GAAACGGAACAGAAUAACUAAUCUUUGUAUUUAGGCUGAAAUUAAUAAUUGUGAUUCUAAUAACUUACAAAAAUGUUUUAAAAAGCAUAAUUAUGUUGUGAAUAGUGAAUAUCUGGAAGCAUUGUCCAAUUUACUUUUACUCGAUAUGAAAAACUUCCAAAAAGAAAACUUUUGUGUCAAGUUUAAACAAAAAUUUCCAGUGUCAAAAAAAUAUUUCGUACCAAUCUGUUUUGUGAAGGUGAAUUCUACUUAAUCAAAUCUGCCAAAAUAAUUUUAAUUAAAAAAAACUAAAACAUUACAAAAUAGAACAAAUUUAUCUGCAUAUUUUUUCAAUAAAGUUUCUGUCGUAAAGUUCAAGUAACGAUAAAUAUGAAGUUCAUUCAUGAGAUCAGCAUAAGAUGUUUUAUUGCAAAACGUAAAUCAAAAGCAAAACAGUUUUGUGAUAAAUAAUAUCCAAUAAGUUGACAGAAAAAAAAACUUUAAAAAGGAACAAAAUCUCGUGGAAAGACAGAAAAAACAUUAAAAAUGUCAUUAAUUAAUAAUAACGUCGAUGACGAUAGCAUGAAGCAUAAUGAUUAUCAGCAGAGUGUUCUAACCAUGCAAAAAUCCGUCACAAUUACUGUGACGCCACAGCGAAGCAAUUCGUUAGAUUAUCUUAAUUUCGAAGAGAAACGGCAAUUGAUAGCAUCAUCGCUAUCUCUAUCUGAUAUCCUUCAAGUUGGACCAGCAGUUGCUCAAGCUGCUAAAGAUGUGGCUGCUGCAAGUAGUGUUAUAGUGAAAAAACACAAUGGAACAACGCUUCGCACUACCAGUUUGAAUUCAGGAAUAAGAACUCCACCGCUAGAACGAAAGAGUAAAUUCAGUGCUCUUGGGCGUCUUUUUAAACCCUGGAAGUGGCGCCGAAAAAAGAAAAGUGAAAAAUUUGAAGCCGCUUCAAAAUCACUAGAACGUAAAAUUUCUGUGCGUGCCAAUCGUGAAGAACUGAUACAAAAAGGUAUUCUUCUACCAGAAAGUAUGACAACGAUAUUAGAGCCAGAUGAUGAGAUACCAUACACAAGUCCAACAAACUCUACCGUCCUAAUCAGCCCAACAAGUAUGAUAUCUAAUAGCUCAGCAAUCAGUGUGCCUUCGUCCCAAUCGGCGCAUUUAAUUUCACCUCUGAAUGUGAAUAACAAUCAGAAUCAACAAAUCAUAAACAAUAGCAACCAAAACGGAAGCUUAGUUUCGCACUCACUAUCAGCACAUCAAUUAGGACAUGUGACAGCUCCACAGCAGCCACAUACGCCACUCGUUGCUCAUCAUCAAGCACUUCAGCAACAGCUACAGAAACAUUUUGCCAACAAUAAUAUGGGUACGUUACAAGAUAUGAUUGUAGACAAGUUUCACAUAAGUGAAGCGAACAAUGAAAACUUUAACGUACUGGAUGGAAUUCCUAUAUCCCCAAUUACCCCUCCAGCUGCUUUUCUUCCAACCGGUUACAAGCGCAUGGAACCGAGAAAAGAAAAGACUGAAAGUAGUAAUGGCAACAGUAAUGCGCUAUCGCCACAAGAACAUCAACAUCAACAGUCAAAUCUACAUAUGAUGACACAGGACCGAAGUGGAAUGGCAGUCGAACCAGUAAUAAAACCAGAAAGGCCAAAUUCACUUGGACCAAAAUUAUCGAAACGUAUUAACUUUUAUCAUGAUAACUAUCAAGAUAAUCAAAAGAAGAUGCCUGACAGUCCGCUGCAAUCAAAUAAUAAUAUCAUCAGCAAUAGCCAAAUGUCGCAUCAGCAUCAUCAUCAACAACUUCAACAGCAGCUUCAACAGCAUUUGAAUAGUGGAUAUAUGUCGAAUGGUAUGUCAGGUUCUGGAGUGGGUGGAAGUGGCAAUUAUGUCGGUAACAAUGUUAUGUUAUCCGAGUUGCCAGAACCACCCAUGUCAGUAUCGGAAAUUGGUCCAAUUCCCCCUCCGCCAAUGUUCUCUACACCGAGCCCAACAAUGGUUGCGGGACGUCCACAUGGCCCAGGCGUUCAUGGAAUGAGUAAUCAUGAUUAUGACUAUGAUGAUGAAGAUCAAGAUGAACUCGAUUCGGAUGAUGAGUACUAUUCCAAUCAAAACAUUGACACUUCGAGAAUUGACGAGAUACCGGCAAAAGAGCCAAAAUUUAAUGCCGUGCCAUUGAAAUCAGCUUUAAAGAAGAAAUCAUCAAACCCUGGUACGCCGACACAAGAAGGAAGUCGGACACUACUUGAACGUCAAGCUAAUUCUUCAUUUAAGCCAAUUCUGCGACCGCGGAUUCGUAUAUGUUCACGUCCUAUUCGAUUCGGUAUUGGAUUACCAUGCACACUAGAAAACAAGGAGAAUGCAAGACCGUAUGGCGCUUCGAAUGAAUCUGCUGGUACAUCGAAUGACGAUGAUGACAGCGAUUCAAAUGAUGGUCCUAUAUUAUACCGUGACGACCCUGUGGGCACAGAUCGUGCAGCAAAAAUAGCUAGAAAAGAAAGUUUAUCUUUGAAGCUUGCAUUAAGACCGGAUCGUCAGGAGCUUAUCAAUCGAAAUAUCUUGAGAUUACAAACAGAAAAUGAUCAACAAGAGACGAAAGAAGCAAUUGGAGCUCGAUUGAUUCGAAGACUUUCCAUGCGUCCCACAGCUGAAGAACUUGUUGAACGGAACAUAUUAAAAAUCCAAACACCAGAAGAACAAAAGAAAUCCAAAGAAGAGAAGAAAAGCUAUUUGUUAAGAAAACUAAGCUUCCGCCCAACAGUCGAAGAACUUAAAGAAAAGAAAAUAAUUCGGUUUAAUGAUUAUAUUGAAGUUACACAAGCUCAAGACUAUGAUCGACGAGCUGAUAAGCCAUGGACACGACUUACACCGAAAGACAAGGCUGCAAUUCGCAAGGAACUAAAUGAAUUUAAAAGCUCAGAAAUGGCUGUUCACGAAGGAAGCCGUCAUUUGACAAGGUUUCAUAGGCCAUGACAACUGAAUCGUGAAUUCAAUGGUUUCAUCUUUACUAUGUACAUGAUUCAAUUUGCUAUUGAGAUAUUUGCAUUGCAACUUAAUAAUGAGUUCAUAAUGACGAUGACUGUUUUUGCAACUUCCGCUAUAAAAUUAUUUAGUGACAAAAAUCAUGAAGAAACAGUAAAAUUAAAAAAAAGAAAAGCAUAUAUACUGUGAUAAUGUUGAAGUUAUUAUAGGACGAUGUUACCCUUUCCUUCCCAUUUCAUCCUUCAAUAUCUCACCCAAGAAGGGUGAAUGAUGGCAUUUUACAUUAAAAUUAAUUAAUCAAUUUUCAAAUAACGCGAAAGCAGAUUGCAUACAACAUACUUAUUGGUUUUUGUGUUCCUUCAAAUAAAUGCUUUGUUUAAUCAAAUGAAAAGAGGGAGAAUUAAAACAAUAUACAUAUAAUCCUUUUCUAGCAUUCGAUAGUAACUUUUCAAUGAGUAAAAUAAUGCUGAGCAAGGGCUGUUUAUACUAAUGUCUGCAUACAUAUAUUUUUCCACGAAACAACUUAAUCUGCUUUGAAUUUUGGAAGAAGGAAAUAAAAAUCGUUUGAGAAAUGUUUCACCCAUCAUAUUCAUAAAGCAUAAUAAAAAUAUAUUAAAUAAAUAUUCAAAAAUAAUACAUUGUUCUAGAUGAUCGGGAUGAUUUUUACAUGAAAAUCAGUCAGUCACACUCAAUAUUGAGAUACAAAACAAACUGAAUGAAAUGUUUCAGUUCUUAAAUAAUAAAGACAAAUGAAGGGAUGAAAAAGAAUUAUUAUAAAGCAAUUUAUGUGUGGAAAAGGAGUUUACAUUUUUUUUUGGUUUGUUUGUUUAACAACAUAUGACCAUUGAAUCAUUAAAUAUUCAAUAAUGUUUUCACUUUAAAAAUAUGAAGAUUCAAAUAAAGCGUCUUUAAAUUUGCAUUCUUAUUUAUAAAUUUAUGUUUUGUGAAAAAUAUAAAGUUAAAUGUUUUAAAAAACAAUUCACUUCAUAUACAUAUCGGAUUGUAUGCUUUUGAAUUUCCAUUUGUUUCAAUAAUUGUUUUCUUUUUAUUUUUGUAUGUAGUAAUUUAAAUUUUUUAAGUUAUGCUCACGAUCAAAACUGUUUAAUUCAAAAACUUUAGUUACGUCCAUGAAGAUUUUUCCAAAAAUUCGCUUAUUAUCACAAUACUUUCAAUUGUGCAAUUUUCAAUGAAAAAAAUGUUUUCAAUGCUUGAAGCAAUAAUCUUUCUUAGAUAUUUCAACUUUUCUUUCCAUGUCAAGAUCAACUUAUAAAAAAAGUCUGUUACCGAAAGNCCAUUGCAUUUUUGUUUCAAACGAAUAUUCGACGAAAACAGCCACAGAACAAUUUCUAAUAAUUUAUUGUUAAUGAAGUAAACAUUGUGAGUAAUGAUAAUCAUUUCAGUUUAAUAGAUAUUUUAAAAUCUUAGCAAUUAAGUUUAUUCUAAGGAAAAGUUGAAAAAAUGUUCUUUUUUUAAUGCAAGACAAGAAAUAAUAAUAUCUAAUAAUUAUCAUAAAAAAAUUUAAUCAAAAGAAAGGAAGGAAAAAAAGGUAAAUUAUAAAUAAACAAGAAAGUUCAAUAAAAACAAAUAUCCAUAAAUAAGUAUAACUGCAAUUUGCAGUGUUUUAUUUGCAUAAAAUUCAUUGAAAAUUAAAGAAUAAUUGGAAAAUGAAUCUGAAAUUGAUUAAAGAUGAAGAAGGAAGAUUAUGCAAAACUAAUUACCUUAUAUUAAUUAAUAUUUUUUCAUAAAUGAAAGGAAUAAAACGCGUUUGAAUAUUAGUAAAAUAGAAAGAAAUACUCCGCUAAAUAAAUUUGAUAAUUAAAAGAAUUAUUGAAAAGUAAAUGCAUAAACAAUAAAAAAAAUUAUUGAAUGUAUGUUUCAUAACGGUUUUAAUAAAUGAAANCAAUUCUAGGGUAAGUAACAAAU